AGAAGCCGCCACACUGACUCACCGCCCGGUGGCUGACAGAGCUCCGUGUGUCGCCCUGAACACGCCUCAUAUGUUCAGAAAAGUAUCCUCUGAAUGGAACAACCAGGGAACUGUUACUGGAAAUAAACGAGUGUAAGCGAGGACUGAGAAUACCAGACCACAUGGAGUCCAAACGGCAAAGUGUGGUGAUGGAGCGCCUAGUGAAUGAGCUUAGUGUCCUGCUGAAGAUGCUGGACCAGGAGACGGUCAGUCCGGCCACAGCUGAUAAGAUGGCCUCCAUUCGUAACAUCCUGGACACGGUGCAGCUAUCAGUCAAUGGUUCAGACGUCUACAUGAACAGCUGUCUCUAUGGCAACGGGACAAGCUUUGUUGAGUCUCUGUUUGAGGACUUUGACUGUGAUUUGCACAUGCUCAGUGCAUCCCCAGUGGAGCAGAAAGACUAUAAAGAGGAAGAGGAGAAGACUCAUCCUAAUAAAUCUACUCCAACCGACACCCCGCCUCCGCUGCCAACUACACCACUGCCUGAUGACUACUACGAAGAGGCCGUUCCUCUAGAUCCUGGAUCCAACCCUCAGUACUUCACCACCAAUAUGCACACUUCCAGGAACUCUGUUGAGGAUGCCUACUAUGAGGACGCAGACAAUAACUACCCCAUCACUAGGAUUAAUGGACCUCCCAAAAACUCCUACAAUGACUCAGAUGCUUUGAGCAGUUCUUACGAGUCUUACGAAGAGGAGGACGAUGAGGCCAAAGGGAGGGACCAGCCCCAGAGGUGGACAACCGAGGAGAGCUCAGAAGGACCGGUUAGAGACUGUCGUAUCUGUGCCUUCCUCCUGCGCAAGAAACGCUUUGGCCAGUGGGCUAAACAGCUGGUUGUUGUCCGUGAUAAUAAACUGCAGUGCUAUAAGAGUAUCAAAGAGAGCACACCUCAGACAGAACUCCCGCUGAAUCUCUGCAACGUCAUUUACGUCCCUAAGGAAGGUCGUAAAAAGAGACACGAGUUGCGCUUCUCUUUGCCUGGAGGGGAAGCUUUGGUCUUAGCUGUUCAGAGUAAAGAACAAGCCCAGAGAUGGCUCAAGGUGGUGCAGGAUGUUGGCAGCCAGUGCAGCAACACUGAAGCCCUGAACGGAUCCACUUCACCCAUUAUUCAGAGAAAACUGGAGCUCGACAAGGUCUGUGCAGAAGUGCUUCAGUCUGACAAACAGGCAUCUGACUCCGACAGCGGUCCAAUAGGUGACAGUCAGCCCACUGUACCGGCGCUGGGACGGGACACCACCGACUCACUGCACAGGGGGAAGCGUGGUGCCUUCUCAGAGCUGACGGGGUCCAUGAGCCGAGCAGCAGGGAAGAAAAUUAAUCGGAUCAUCACCUUCUCCAAACGGAAACCCCCCCUACCGGGAGAGCCCCCCUCAUCCGCUGGUCACCAUGACAACCCACGAUGUGGUUACCUCAGUGUGUGUCUGAGCGGCUCUUGGAAGGAGCGCUGGUGUGUGGUACGAGGUGGCAGCCUGUACCUGCAGAAGGACCCUGGAGACCAGCGGCCUCCGGUCAUCGUGGUGCCACUCAAAGGAGCAGAGGUGGUGCCGGGAGGACUCGGUCCAAAGCACCCGUUCUCCUUCCGCAUCCUGCAGGCUGGCAAUGAACUGGCCUCCCUAGAGGCCAGCUGCUCAGAGGAUCUUGGCCGCUGGCUGGGUGUGUUGUUUGCAGAGACAGGGAGUGCGACGCUCCCUGAAGAGCUGCAUUACGACUACAUCGACGUGGACACACUCACUGACAUACGGCACGCUGCCAGACACUCCUUCCUAUGGGCCACUAACGCUGCUACUUCUUCCAGCAGUGCCUCCACAGACUCCAGAACAUAUGACGAAGUCUAUGAAAGUGUUGAGGAUAGUAAUGUUGACAGCAGAGCGGGUCAGGUGAGACGCCACGCCUCCUUCUCCAGCAGGGACUCCGAAAAAACUGAGCAACAGGCUGCUGUAAAGAGACAUGCAUCCAAUGUAAAUCAUUAUGCACGUUAUGGGAAGACGCGCGCAGAGGAGGAUGCCAGGCGGUACCUCAGACAGAAAGAGGAACUGGAAAAGCAAAAGGAGGAGCUCAGAAAUACUCUCAUCUCCCUCCGCAGAGAGAAGAGGGAGAUCAAGGAAGGGAUGAAGAGUAUCACUGGUCACGGUGUGGAACAGCGGUUAGCCGAGCUGGAGACGCUGUGUAAACAGAAGGAGGAGGAAAGGGUGGAGCUGGAGCUCAGACUGACUGAAGUCAAAGAAAACCUUAAGAAAUCAUUGGCUAGAGGAGCUUUAGGCCCGCCCACUGACACAAAGAUCAGUGCCAAGGCACAAGGCAGUAAGGUUGAAAAGGUUUACAAUGAGACAGUACCGGUCAACUCAGCAUCUGAGCUUCGAAAGCGACCACCGUCUCUUUACACCUCCUCAAAAGGCAAUGUUAUGCAGAAAGCAAAGGAGUGGGAGUCAAAAAAGGGGACCUAGACUGAACAUCAGACAGAUCAACAGAUGGAUUCACAGCGAAACAAGACUCGGCUUUGACAGGAGGAUGUGUACAAGGAGAAACGGGAGGAUAAAGAAAAACUGACACUGAGGAGAUGAAGGAGGAGGAGGAAGAGGAGGAGGACAGACUGAGACAUUUUGUUUCCUCCUCUUUCCCAAAAGAAAAAAAGAGGAAUCUGCAAGUAGAGGCGACUUGGUGCUGCCCACUGUAAAUACGUCAGACUGAUGUACCAGUGCGGUAUUAAUGUGGAUCGCUAUAAAAAUUAAAUGUGUUUGCAUGUGUUUACAUUUGGAGAGGGCUGAAGAAAGUGAACGUGUGAUUAUUUCACAGCAAAGGGACAGUUUAGAGUUGCUUUGUCAUCUGAACAUGUGACCUAAACCCAUUGACGGAGGAAAAAAAAACUCUUUAUGAACUCAACUACUUGUCAAUGUAAAGUUUAAGAUUUAAGAACUAAAGAAUUAUUAUAUUAAAUGGUUAUUAUUGGUCUCAUGAGUGAAGUAUCCCACAUUUUGUGAAUUUAAAACAUUAGGAAAGCACAUGAAGUAUGACACUGUCUAAGGCAAUGUAUUAAAUGUUUAUUACUGCAAUGUGAAGCUGUUAAGGAAAACAUGUUGAUUGAAUCCACUGUUUGUAACUAUAUGUGUAUUUUUUCAUUGUUGACUUUUGCACUUUAUCCUGUUGUAUUUUGUAAUUACAUAAAUUAAACUGCUUUUAUCAUGUGA
Molecule: messenger RNA, 3224 nt
Organism: Sphaeramia orbicularis (orbiculate cardinalfish)
Lineage: Eukaryota; Metazoa; Chordata; Actinopteri; Kurtiformes; Apogonidae
Product: actin filament-associated protein 1-like 1
Exons: 19
Coding region: 162-2483 (773 amino acids)
Cellular component (GO): cytosol
Molecular function (GO): SH3 domain binding
Source: RefSeq, a predicted model, not a curated record